Messenger RNA from Terrapene triunguis (Three-toed box turtle), 4859 nucleotides. Its product is annotated as zinc finger protein 665-like. The record is from RefSeq and is a predicted model, not a curated record. Gene Ontology annotation, cellular component: nucleus. The transcript is spliced from 3 exons. The coding region runs from base 502 to 2013 and encodes 503 amino acids. Gene Ontology annotation, molecular function: DNA-binding transcription activator activity, RNA polymerase II-specific; RNA polymerase II cis-regulatory region sequence-specific DNA binding. Gene Ontology annotation, biological process: regulation of transcription by RNA polymerase II. Lineage: Eukaryota; Metazoa; Chordata; Testudines; Emydidae.
GAGAACUAUGAGACGGUGACCUCGCUGGGAUUCCCCCUUCCCAAACCUGACCUGAUCGCCCGGCUGGAACGAGGGGAAGCGCCGUGGGUCCCAGAUCUCCAGGCCUCAGAGGAAAAAGAGAUCCCAAGGGGCACUUGCACAGGUGAUGAGAGAGUGAGUGAGAACGAGGAGGGGAAUCAUCAUGAAGAAGUUUCUGGGGAAGUGGAACCACAAGGGCCCUUUGUGGGAAGAGCUGAAGGGAAUUUUUCCCAGUGCUGGGAAGAAGCCUGGGGAAAUUGGCACAGGUCAGAGAAGCUCCUGGGAAACCACCCAAGGAAGAAAGUAGACGAAUCUAUUAAAUGUGGGGGAGGAGACAAGGAUCCCACAGUCCAGCAGACAAAUCCCAAGGAAGAGAAACCCUACAACUGUCUCCAGUGUGGGAAAGGAUUCAUUCUGAGAUCACACCUUGUGAUACAUCAGAUAAUCCAUACUGGAGAGAAACCCCUUCAAUACUUGCACUGUAUGGAAAGCUUCAAUAACCACUCAGAUCUUAAUAACCAUGGGAGAAGCCACACGGGUGAGAAUCCCUAUCAAUGCCUCGAGUGCGGGAAACGUUUCAGUGGGGAGUCAGCACUAAUUAUGCAUCAGAGAAUCCACACAGGAGGGAGACCCCAUAAGUGCUUGGACUGUGGGAAAGGUUUCACACGGCGAUCAGGUCUUGUUACACAUCAGGCAAUCCACACCGGAGAGAGACCCCAUAAGUGCUUGGACUGUGGGAAAAGUUUCACAUGGAGAUCAGGCCUUGUUACACAUCAGGCAAUCCACACAGGAGAAAGACCCCAUAAGUGCUCAGACUGUGGGAAAAGUUUCAUGCAGAGAUCACACCUUAUUAGACAUCAGACAGUCCACACAGGAGAGAGAGCUUAUAAAUGCUUGGUGUGUGGGAAAAGCUUCAGUAACAGCACAAACCUUACUAACCAUCGGAGAAUCCACAGAGGAGAGAGACCCCAUAAAUGCCUCUACUGUGGGAAUGGUUUCCGUUGGAAGUCAGCCCUCAUAAUACAUCAGAGAAUCCACACAGGGGAGAGACCCCAUAAGUGCUUGGAGUGUGGGAAAAGUUUCACACAGAGAUCAGCACUUGUUACACAUCAGACAGUCCACACAGGAGAGGGACGCUAUAAAUGCUUGGAGUGUGGGAAAAGUUUCAGUUGGAAGUCAGACCUUAUAACACAUCAGAGAAUCCACACAGGGGAGAGACCCCAUAAGUGCUUGGACUGUGGGAAAAAUUUCAUACAGAGAUCAACCCUUACAAGGCAUCAGAGAAUACACACAGGAGAGAGACCCUAUAAAUGCCUCGAGUGUGGGAACUCCUUCAGUUGGAAGUCCGAUCUUAUCACACAUCAGCGAAUCCACACAGGAGAGAGACCUCAUAAGUGCUUGGACUGUGGGAAAAGCUUUAGAUGCAGCUCACAACUCACUCAACAUCAGAGAACCCACACGGGAGAAAGACCCUAUAAAUGCCUCGAGUGUGGGAAAAGUUUCAUUGGGAGUUCUCAUCUUGUUGCACAUCACAGAAUUCACACUGGAGACAAACCUCAGAAAUGCCUCAACUGUGGGAAAUGUUUCAGGUGGAAGUCUGCCCUUAUAACACAUCAGAGGAUCCACACAGGAGAAAGACCCCAUAAGUGCUUGGACUGUGGGAAAAGUUUCACAAACAGAUCAGCCCUUGUUUUACAUCAGAAAAUCCACACAGGAGAGAGGCCCCAUAAGUGCUUGGAGUGUGAGAAAAGUUUCACACAAAGAUCAUGUCUGAUAACACAUCAGGUAACCCACACUGGAGAAAGACCCCAUAAGUGCUUGGACUGUGGGAAAAGUUUCACACAGAGAUCAAACCUCAUUAAACAUGGGAUAAUCCACACAGGAUCUAAACUUCAUAAAUGCCUUGCCUGUGGAGAAAGCUUCAUUCAGCGAUCACACCUCAUUAAACAUCAGAGAAUCCACAAAGCACAGAAAUUCUCUCAGGGCCCUGACUAGGGCUGGCCAUGGUGACCAACCCGUUUCCUCAUUCCCACACACAUCAGUUGCAUUUGUCUCCCAAGGAUCCAUCUGCCCGUUGCUGGGGUGAAGAUACAGCAGCAGCUGAUCAUCAACUGGUCACUGACCCUCUGGCUCUGCCUGGUCUAAGCAAACCCCAGGCAGAAGAGGAGAAGCACCGAUCAGCCCCUCCUCCCUGCUGCAGCCCUGGCUGCUGAGCUGAUGGGCCGCAGGUGGGGGAAGGGAGAGAGACAAACUCCUCCAGACACUCCCUCUGCCUGGCUGAAGUUCCCCCCUCUCCCUUCCCCUCCCAGCCGGGCUCCCCCUGCCAUAGAGAUGAGGAGGAGGACACUUGGUCCACGCCCCACCUUCACUCUAGACACCUGUCCCCACCCCCCAUCUUCCACCAGCCCCUGGGCUGGGCUCCCCCACUUACCUGGAGCUGUUCUCUGCAGGGGGAGUGUCCCUGGGGGGUUGGUAACCCCUCCCCUCCCCAAAUCCCUCAGGAUCAAACGUUAAGGGACCUCCCCAUAACCCAUUGGUUAUGGAGAGGAAACUGGGGAUUGAAUGGUUGGGGCUGGGGGAGCUGAAAAGCAGGAGGAGCUGGUUGCUGGGGCUAUCGAGUGUUUGGACAUCAUGGGAUCAGAGGUGAGGGAGAGCACAGGGGUAGAGAGGUGCCGCCUCUCCUCACUCACCCCCUCUGCCCCUUCUCCCUGCCCUCUGUGCAUUCAGACAGCACUGCUGAGAGGGGCUGAUUCCCACAGGGCCUUUUGUGGGAGGCCUGGAGAUCCCACCUCUGCCUCCGCAGCAUCAGCUUCUGAACAUCUGUCUAUGGUAGGAAAUGGUUGGGAUUAGCUAGCACAUCUUCCCAGACUCUCCAACACUCUUUCUAGUCACACUGACCCUAAGUAUAUUAGCUAUUCCGUUCCUCUCCAUGAGCAGAGUGAUCGUUAGUCCCGGAGUUCCCCCUUUGGGGCCAGAUUGUCUCAUUCCCAGAUAGACUCACAUUACUCCAGGCCGUGCUGAAAAGCAUUGAAUGUUUGUAUAUUAUUCUCCCUGAGGGAGCAGAGCUAAACAGAUGCUAAAAAAGUGGGGAGCAGGGACAGUGAGUCUGAGGGAUUCCCUCCUUCCCCCAUCACUGUCACGCUCCACUCUUGACACAGCAGCCUCCGUCCCAGCAAUGGAGAGUUUUAUCCUGUCCCCGUUCUACCCCUCCCGCACUUACCACCAUGUCCCUGUCUCUCCAUGCUUAAGAAUCCGUUUUGAUUUCUAUGAUCCUCCAUGAGACUUCUGAGGGCUGGAGAAGAAAUCGUCACAGACUUGCAAGGGAGGGGAAGGGAGGAAUCCCAAAGAACCUCAAAGUACAGUUUGACCUUCCUGAUCUGUUUCCAUCUAUUGGUGAAAUUGCUUCCAGGUUUUUUCUGUGCUAGUCCAGAUCAUUUGUAGAUGGGAAGGGUUUUUUUGUUUGUUCAUUUUUUUUAAUUUCUUUUAUUAUGAUGAUGCUAAAACUUUUGUAACUAAUACAACUAAAUUAUUAGACAAGAAGUGAAGCCAGUUUGGCCACUUUAGACAAAAAUUUAUUUUCCUGAUUUUGAGUCUUCAGAUUCUCUUUCACUUUAUGAAUGUAAAACUGUUUUAUAGUCCACCCUGGAGUGUGGGUUUUUCUCUAUUCCAGAAGGCUGUUUGGUCACAAACUUAGAUAUUAGUUUAGUUUAGAUGUAGCUUAGAUUUAUUGAGGACUUAAUGAGACAAAUGAUCAUUGGCCAGUAUAGUCCUUUUUUAUUUUAUUUUAACCUUUUUCUACCCUUUUGUGAUGUGGAUUUAGUUUUAUUUGAACAAUGGCAAAGGUCAGUAUGUCUCAGCACAUACACUGAGGGUGUGAGCUCGAGUCACACUCGGAGAGGCAGAGAUGGAAAUGAGGAAUGAAAUCACUGCCUGAUCCCUGCAGUGAUGUGACUUAGGGCUUAUCUACCCUUCAAAGGCUGCUGCAGCCGAGCUGCACUGAUGGCGCAGUAGCGCUUCGAGGGGGACGCUACAUAGACCAAUGAGAGGGGUUCUCCCAUUGGCGUCCGUACUCCAUCUCCCCAAGAGACGGGAGCUACGUCCAUGGGAAAAGCCCUCCUGUUGCCAUAGUGCUGUCAACACCAGAAGUUAGGUUGAUACAGCUGCGCCGCUUGAGGAGGGGGGUGGAAUUUCACAACUGAUGCAGGUUGCAUGCGCAGAUCAAGCCCCAGAGUCAGGAGGAGGAGAGGGUGGGAGGCGAGGAGAACCGAGCUGGGAAAUGGCUGGCUUUGCUCUUCAGAGCCAGAUGGCUGAGAACUGUGAACUCGCUGCUUCAGAGCCAGAGAGCGACUAGCCUUGGCCUGUGAGUGUCGUGUGACGCUUCCCCUGCAAUCUAAAGGACCAUGAAUGAUACCCCAAAAAUGAUAGGGGGAGGGGGCAGUGUCCCCCUAUUGCUGAGAUGCCGAGGUUGGAUGAUAAGAAGGGAGCCGGGGAUCUCAACAGACCUGGGCAGCCUUGGAACCAGGCUGACCCCCAUCACUGAGGCCAGAGGGAGACAGCCCACCUGGUCACCCCUCCCCAUCUACCGCAGUGUCCUGUGUGGGGACGAGAGAGACUGUCUCUGCCCCACUCACCCCACACUCAUCCCUCUAACCUGAGCUCUUUGGAUUCCCUGCUCUCGGGGUGUUUCCUUUUGUGACGGGCUCCCAGCAUCUCUCAUGGCUUCUCACCACUGUUCUACCAUUUAUAUGUGUUGCACUGCUGUUGGUUCUUGUGGGAGUUGGACGCGGCAUUGUGCUGGGAUGGAACAGAAAAGUACCCGCUGGGCUGUGGGUGGGGCACGG